Messenger RNA from Prunus persica (peach), 795 nucleotides. RefSeq lists its product as uncharacterized. The record is from RefSeq and is a predicted model, not a curated record. Bases 1 to 795 code for a protein of 264 amino acids. Lineage: Eukaryota; Viridiplantae; Streptophyta; Magnoliopsida; Rosales; Rosaceae. The transcript has a single exon.
AUGUGCAAGGUAUUUACGAUAACCUUGCGAGGAGCAGCCCAAGACUGGUUCCACACCCUACCAUCCAGAUCAAUCAGCAGCUUCAAGGAGCUAGCUUACGUCUUCACCAAAGAAUACACCUCUUACCGGACAAUCAAGAAGAAUCCUGACCACCUGUACAACCUGCGCAAGAAGUCUGAUGAAUCCCUUCGAGAUUACAUCAAGAGAUUCAAGGCAGAAAAGGCGAACAUUGUAGGAUGUGACGACCGAAUCGCGUCCUCCGCUUUCAAGAAAGGCCUUCCAGCUGAGCACAACUUGUACCCCGAGCUGACUAUCACUCCCAGCCAGACUCUGGCAGAGGUCUACGCGACUGCAGAACGCUACGCGCUCUGGGAUGACGAUCGAAUCGCCGCAAAGAAGUCUACAAAGCAGGAAGAUCAGCCAACUAAGCGGGCAGGCCAAAGAGGCGACGGAUUUAACAACCGAAACAAAGACAAGCGCAGGUCGCACCCACAAGGGGAGGCUAUGGCAGGAGAGAACUACACAAAGUUCACCAUCCCCAUACAUCAAAUCUUAGCCCAAGUGAAGAACAAACCUUGGGUAAGAAGACCACCACCCUUGAAGGGAGAUCCGGACAAGAGGGACACUAGUAAAUACUAUGCCUUUCAUGGGACGCACGGACACAUGACGAAUGACUGCUUCGCUUGGAAAGCGCAUCUUGAAGAACUCGUGAGAGAAGGCCACUGCACUGAAUUCGUUGCGAAGCAGGCCAUCCAACGGAUUGAAGAUCGAGACACCGCCAAGGAGCCGCCUUAG